This is a messenger RNA of Tachysurus fulvidraco (yellow catfish), 1875 nucleotides long. RefSeq names its product cyclin B3 (gene ccnb3). The transcript has 13 exons. The record is from RefSeq and is a predicted model, not a curated record. Gene Ontology annotation, biological process: mitotic cell cycle phase transition; regulation of cyclin-dependent protein serine/threonine kinase activity. Gene Ontology annotation, cellular component: cytoplasm; centrosome; cyclin-dependent protein kinase holoenzyme complex. Bases 182 to 1471 code for a protein of 429 amino acids. NCBI's taxonomy places the organism in Eukaryota, Metazoa, Chordata, Actinopteri, Siluriformes, Bagridae. Gene Ontology annotation, molecular function: cyclin-dependent protein serine/threonine kinase regulator activity.
GACACUGUGAUUGGUCAGCUAGCAUAAGGUUUGGUCCAAUCAGCGUUUGUGUGCAGAUUUUAGACCCACGCUUUGGGGGGAGAAAUAAAUUACAAACCAGACGUUUGUUUGGAUUUAUGUUAAAACUUACAGGGUUUUUGUUGCAAACUCCCUGGACGAAGCGCACACAGACAAUAAGAAGAUGCCUUUUUCAAGAGGAAAGAAGCCGACGAUCAGCAAGAUCCCAAAGCUCCACGUUAAAAGCUCUGAGAAUAUGGUGGAUGGCCCUCAUGUCAAGCGAUCAUCCUCUCCUCCUCAAGGGGCUCCUAGGAAGAGAACGGCGUUUAUAGACAUCACUAAUGCUGUGUCUCAGUGUUUUGUGACGCUUCAGUUCGAUGGUGAUGAUGAUGAUGAUGAUGUUGAUGUCAGGCGAGCUCACAAGAUUGAGUUUAGCAAUCCUAUGAAAAAGAAAGAACCAACCAAGAAGGUGCAAAAGAAGACCUCUGUGGCCACCAAGAAUGAGGCCAACCUAAAAAAGUUGGCCUCCAUCACUUCUGAGAGUCCAUGUGAGGAGCAGGAGAAGAACAAAUCCCCAGUAAAGAAACUGGAGGAUUCUCUUCCCAAAGCUCCCCUUCCUGCACACCUUCUGCCCCCACAGAUACCCCCAGAGUUUGACAUCGACUCAGACGCUUCGAAUGACCACACGCAGACACCGGAAUAUGCCAAAGACAUUUUUGAUUACCUGAAGAAAAGUGAGGAGAAAUUUGUGUUGCACAAUUACAUGGAAAGUCAGCUGAGUCUGAACGCGAGCAUGAGGGCAAUUUUGGUGGACUGGCUGGUCGAGGUCCAGGAGAAUUUUGAAUUGAAUCAUGAGACGCUGUAUCUGGCUGUGAAGAUGACUGAUCAUUAUCUGGCUGCGGCUCAGGCCAGCAGGGAGUCGCUCCAGCUCAUUGGCUCUACAGCCAUGCUGCUCGCCUGCAAGUUUGAGGAGCGGCUGCCGCCUUGUGUCGACGACUUCCUGUAUAUAUGUGACGAUGCGUACAAGCGCUCACAGCUCAUCACCAUGGAGGCCAGUAUCUUACAAGCGCUGAAGUUCGAGCUCAAUAUCCCUGUUCCAUAUCGAUUCUUACGAAGAUACGCCAAGUGUGUGAAUGCCGGCAUGGACACACUGACGCUGGCCCGGUUUGUAUGUGAGCUCAGCCUGCUCGAGAUGCAGUUUGUCCCCGUACGAGCGUCUCUGCUGGCCUCGGCUUGUCUCCUCAUUGCCCUGGUAACCAAGGACCUGGGGGGAUGGACGCCAUGUCUGCAGUUCCACUCAGGCUACAGUGUGGAGGAUCUGGCGCACGUGGCUCGAAAGCUCCAGCACAUGCUGAACAGUCCAUCAGACAGCAAACUCGUUACUAUCCGCAGCAAAUACGCUCACAAGGUUUUCUUUGAAGUCGCUCAGCUGCCCGUCGUGAGCUCCGAGAAGCUUGAGAGGUUUCUGAAGUGAGCUUGAUGAGAGAAAAUGUAAUCUCGAAAGCAUGUAAAUAUUUGUAUGUUAAUUUUAUAUGACUCCUCAUGUGAUAAAACAGUGUUCUAAUGAGUUCAUGCAGUUAUAAAGCAUGUUUGUUUUCUUAGUGCAUUUUUAUUGUGCUUUAAACAUUAGAAAGUUGAUGUAAUUUAAAAAUGUACGAACAUGUCGUUAAAACUGUUCGGAUGUAUCUUAUUAAUAAUAUUUCGAGAUUGAGCAGUGUUUUAAAAUAAGCUGUUUGUAUUUGAACCAUGUUAUUAAACCAUGUAAAUGUAUAUCUGUAAAUAUUUUCUUUAGUAUUAUUACUAUGUUAUUAUGUAUUGAUUGUUAUAUUUCUAUGUUUUAGUUAUUGCGUUGGAUUAAAACCAAUAAUAUAUCCUUAA